AAGCAUCGAAAACAGUUUCAUAUCUCCUCUGCAAAAAAAAAUAUUAUAGCACUCAAUCAUGAAAGUGUUAUCAUUGUUCUUCUUUAUUCUAGCUACACAUGUAGCAACAUCCCAGGGUUUCUCAUGCCCAAGUUGGCGACUUGGUAUGGAAACUAAUAAUAUUAGAGGGAAACUGGUUCCUGAAACCUGUGGAGAUUACGUGAAGCGUUACAUGUUAGGCCCUCUGUACAUGAAUGACUCAAAAGCCGUUACCGAUGAGGCUCUUCUCUAUGCUAAAAGCCAGAAGCUCGCCGGCGACGGCAAGGAUAUAUGGAUCUUUGACGUAGAUGAAACCGUAAUCUCUCAUGUACCUUAUUUUUCUGAGCAUGGAUUCGGGACUGAGCCAAUUAAUGGGACGUCGUUUUUUGAAUGGAUGACCGAAGCCAAAGCACCAGCUUUGCCAUACAGUCUGAAUCUGUACGAAGAUUUGUUAUCUCUAGGGUUCAAGGUUGUGUUCCUGACGGGAAGACCUGAAUAUUUGAGAGAGACCACAGCCACAAAUCUGAGGAAUGUUGGAUACCGUACUUGGGAGCAACUUAUCCUUUGGUCAUCAUCUUAUCCAACCAAUACAACACUUGAAUUAUAUAAAUCGAAUGAAAGAAGAAUACUGGAGACAAAUGGAUACAGAAUUAUUGGAAACAUGGGCGAUCAAUGGUCCGAUAUCAAUGGGAUCCAUCCAGGCGAUCGAACGUUUAAGCUGCCUAAUCCAGUGUACUAUUCAGCAUAAUUAAAUGCUACUCUACAAAUUAAUAUGAAAAACUUGUAUGCCAUUCUAAAUAAGAAAAUCAUAUAUUUUCAUGUAUCAAAUUUGACCAAUGAAAUAUGAAAUAACUAUUGAAUUGAGUGAA
Messenger RNA from Pistacia vera, 887 nucleotides. RefSeq names its product acid phosphatase 1-like. NCBI's taxonomy places the organism in Eukaryota, Viridiplantae, Streptophyta, Magnoliopsida, Sapindales, Anacardiaceae. The coding region runs from base 59 to 766 and encodes 235 amino acids. Gene Ontology annotation, molecular function: acid phosphatase activity. The record is from RefSeq and is a predicted model, not a curated record. The transcript is spliced from 3 exons.